CAAGCGUUCGCGGAGGAAGCAGGAGGACGGUAGAGCGAACAGAUGUAGAAAUGGCGGCUUGUGAGAUUGACGUGCAUAGUUCGUGUCGUUACGUUUUUAACAAAUGCAUGUUGUAUAAAGAAUAGAAUGUUCCGCGCGACGUUAAAUGCCAUCAAGUGACAUUGUGCCGAUCGCGUUGAACGAUAUGAUAGUUGGAUCGUGGAUCGGGAAAUCUUUUCUAGCAGCACACAUCGCUCAAGUCCAAGCAAGUAAGCACUACCUGCCGCCAUCCGAUUUUUUCCCGCAAUCUCGUCGCGAAUCAAAAACACACACUGACCGUUUUUGAUAUUAUUAGCCCUUGUCUAAUUUACAGGAAAAAAUGUCAGCUGAAUACAGUCGAAGCGUUUUAAAGAUAGUGGUCGCUCAGAUAUGUCAGACAAUUGGAUGGCAUUCUAUUAAUUCUACGCCACUGGAGUUUAUGGUAGACCUUAUGCAAGAAUAUUUCUUACGUAUCGCAAGGGUCACGCAUCAAUACGCAGAAGUUUUGGGCAGGACGGAUGCGAAUCUUGAUGAUGUAGGACUAGCGUUCCAACACAUGAACAUUGAUAUACAGGAAUUGAUCGAGUACGUAAAGAAUGUAGACUCCGUUCCGUGCGUCGUGCAGGUCCCGCAGUUCCCUGUUCGCCGUGAGAAUCACCUAAAUUUUUUAAAACCGGGUAGUCGCGAGGUCGUUACCAGGCCAGUGCAUGUACACGAACAUCUACCAGCGAUGUAUCCGGAUACCGAAGAGGAAUACGUACGUGCAGAGGACAAGAACGAGAGUUUAGUCAACGGUACGACGGAUGUGACAUCCAGCAGCGGCACAUCGUCGAGCAACUCGAACAACACGUCGCCUCACAGAACGUCACCGCAGGUGGUUUUCAAACGACCCGGCGACCCGGUGUCUUUUGAGAGUCCCAUAGUGAAGCGAGCGAAGGUCCUGGAGGAGGGCAGACCCUUACGCGAGAUAAGCAGCGUUAUGAUGACUACCUCCGGUUUUUUAUCACCCGCGCGCGAAGGAAAGCUACCUGAGGCGAGGACGCCGCACCAAGUGCGGUCGGAUUCACCGCAGCCGAGCUCCUAUCCGAUGGUGCCGCCCGAGCUCAAGUCCGACAAGAAGCCGAAGAAGGUCGUGAGGAAGAAUCCGGAGGACCGGAAGCUCGACAAGGAGAACAAGAAGAAGAAGGGCGCGAAGGAGCUGUUCAAGCCGGACAAGAUUGACGAGAGCAAGAUCAAGAAACUGGUCGGCAUGAAGGAGCUGGCCAAGCUGAAGCCGCUGAAGCCCGGCGGCGGGAAGACGCAGUCCACGACCCUGCAGGAGCUGACGGGUAGCCGGCCGUCCACGCCGAAGAUCGCGUCGCCGAAGACCGCGUCGCCGAAGGCGCUCGCCGGCAGUCCGAAGGCGCCGAAAGCCGCCCAGCCGAAGGCCAAGGCUGACAAGGUCAUCGAUCUGACGGACAGCUCCCCCGUCGCCGACAAGAAGGAGGAGACCGUCGACAAGCUGCCGUCGGAGCCGGAUAAGCAGAAAUUGAAUAUAUUCAAGAAGAUCUCGAAGCCGCGCGAGGAGAAGGACAAGGACAAGGAGACGUUGGAGCCGCAGAGGUACAAGGACCUGGCCCUCGACUCGCGCGAGAACUCGCCGGAAUUGAUCAUCGACAUCGAGAACACGGAGAAGCACGCGUCGCAUCGCAACGACGCGGACGCGAAGGGCGGACGCGAAGAGAAGAGGACGCCGGACGUGCACGCGCAACCGGACGGCGAUCUGGCGGACGUGCAGAGUCCGUCCUCGGAUGUCUACAUGUUCGACGACGCGGACAUUUCGCCGCCGGGUACGCCUAGUACGCCGAAAACGCCCGAGCUGAGCGUGCCCACCGUUGCGGAACAGAAGCGGAAGAAGAAAGAGAAGAGUGGUAAGAAGAAGGAGCCGAAAGUGAAGAAUGCGAAACAGUGCGUCAGUCCAAAGAAGACAAAGCUCGCGAACGACACGGCGGAAUUGGACAUACUGGAUCGACCGAAAACACCCCAGGCACCCGAGCCGCCAUUACCCCGAGAGCCCAUUCUCCCACCCACGCUCCCGUUUCCCUUCUUUCCCUCAUUCCCCUCGGCUCCCGGUUUAAUACCCCAUCCGCUGUUCCAUCCGCGAUUUCCUCUGCCUCUCGGCCGCGGUGGAGCAGGUCCGCAUCCGGCGAUGCCUAAUGUAGCACUGCCGCCACGUUUUCUCAAUCCUCCCGUGAAACCCGAGGAGUUUACGUUACCUAAGGUUAAAUCGGUGGAACGCGAGAAGCAGCCGUUGGUACCGGCGGCGUCGGUGGAGUUGACAGCCUCGUCGAUCCCGGUCGAGAAUGAAAAGGUCGACAAAGAAAAGGUGGAUAACAAACUUACAAAGGUGUUCAAACCGAAUAAGGAAUUGACUUUCAUGUCAAAAGUACCUGAGAGAAUGCCGCCCGCAGGCGUCGCACCACCUAUAAUGUCUGCACCUGUCGCACCAAUCACGCUUGCUACACCAACAGUCCCCGCUGCGCAAAUGCCACCAGCCAAAAAUCCUAAAGCUGAAAAAACCGAGAAGAAUGAUAUGAAAUCCAAGGAGCAUAAAAAGGAGAAGAAGGAUAAAUUGAAGAAGAAGAAGGAUAAGAAAGAAAAGCACAAAGAAAAAGGCGAGAAAGUGAAGGAGAAGAAGGAAAAGGCUGACAAACGCGAGAAAUUGGAAAAGCUUAAGGAGAAGAAAGAGAAGAAGGAAAAGAAGAAGGAAAAAGAUUCGAAUAAGAAAAAUAUGAAGGAGGAUAAAAAUCCAGAAACUCUCCCAAAAAUUACGUUAAAAUUAGGUACAGCUUCUCCUAGACCGGCAACGCCUGAAAACGCUCCUAUGAAAAAAAUAACGAUUAAACCACUCGUGAAAAAACCCGACGAGGAGGCUAAGCGGGAACCUAGUCCAGAGUUGGCGAAAAUAUCGGCACUGGUAACACGACCGCCAAAGCAAAAGUCAGCAAGUAAGAAAACAGAGGAGGGAAUAUUAGAUGGAAGCCCUGCUCUUCCUACAGAUUCUUUCUCUGCUAAUCUUACUAGCGUGCCACUUGCAUCAGCUCCUCGAGCAAAAAAGUCUAAUUUCCAAAAUCUAUCUCAAAGUGAGCUAAUAUCUCCACCUCACUUUGAUCCUCCUAAACUCCUGAACCCCUUAGUGCCGCCACAACAACCGCCAUAUUAUUUUGAUCGUGGCGGUCGUCAAGUGUGGAUAUGCCCCGCGUGCGGCAGCCAGGAUGAUGGCUCGCCGAUGAUUGGCUGUGAUGAUUGCGAUGCGUGGUAUCACUGGGUGUGCGUCGGUAUGCAGGUCCCACCAGCUGACGACGAGGACUGGUACUGUCGCUUUUGCAUAGCGAAGAAGCAGGAGCUGCUCCACGACAAGAAGAAGAAGAAGCGGAAGAAGAAGGUGAAAGUAACGGCCUAGUAUAAGCCAACCGGGUCCUGCGUGAGGCCCGGUGUCCCUAUACCAGUUGCUACCAAAGUUAAAACGAAGGACAAGAUCGGUGUUAAGAGCGUGAAGGCGAAGAAGGUGCCCAAGAGUGCAACUGACGUUAAGGUGCAAAUGAAAUCGUUGAAGGGGAAACCGAUGUCGGCGACGAAGGGAGGGAAGACCGCGAAGAAUCUAAUGAAAGUGAAGUCUGUAAAAAAAAAGUGAAACAUUAAAUAGUGCAAUGCAAUUUAUAGAUAGUAUAAAUUUUAUAUUUUGUACAUACAAAUUGGAUACAGACGUAAAUGGAACAGAGAUGUAAAUGAGAUCGAAAUGCUCUAUGCUAGCCAAUACGUAUCGAUAUUUCACAUUUGUAUUAAUAAUACCACCUGUUCGCGUUACGUUCUCGGUGAAAUUAGGAAAAUAAGAGGACCUCUUCGUAUUUAAGACACCAACACGAACGUUAUUAAUAGAAUUUUGAAAUAUCUUUAUUGGCUACGGGAAAAUCUUGUUUUCGGUUUUCUAUUUUCUAUACACGCUUACGUGCCGCGUCAUCGAGACAUUGUGUGGUUUAUCACACGGCGUAACAAAUUUGUAGUAUAUUUUCUUAGCUCGCCUUGAAUCGUACCUCUUUUUCACGUUGCGCUGGCAGACUCGAUAUAGGAGACACUUUGAAAGAUAUUUAAAACAAAAAAAUUAUGUCCAAUUUUUAAUCUGUAUUAUACGUAUUAUCAAUUGUGUAUAAUUAAUGAUGUAUUAGUCAUUGUUAUUAGUGAUAUAGGUAAUAAAUAUACAUUUCUUUUUUGUUACGCGUAUAAAUAUUAUAAUUAAUUAAUUAGCCGUAUGCACGGCGUACAUGUAUAUGUUAUAGUUUGCAGGUAACAAUUAAUCAAUUAACGGAAUAUUUUGAUAAUAAUUUUAUUGUCCUACAAUGAAUCGCUUCAUUAAUUUAUAUAAAAUAAUAAAUUAUAGAAUGCUGUAUAAUUGUGUUGCAUGUAAAAUAUCGUAUAAUUCUGAUGUGCACGUGAUAUUUAUGAACGGUGAGCCUGAUGAAGCUUCUGCGCGUAAAACGUAACGAUUACUAUUCAAAUUAAUAACAGCAAUAACGCCAUCAAUCUAUGAAACUUGUAACCGAACGAAAAACUGAGAUCAAGGUGUUACGAUCCGUACAAUUCUGCCUCUAAAAGAAUGAUUGAGCAUUGCUUGCGUUGAUUGAUUGGCAUAUUGAAUACAUCUGGUUUCUAUUGAUCAUACAGAGACGCUGAACCGUAAAAGGCACUUUUAACAAAUUUGUAAAAUUGUUACAGCUAAAGCAACGGCACACACAUUUUAGGAAUGAACAGUUACGUAUAAUAAUAAUAAAUGCUGCUGCUUGAGCGUGACGAUAUUCUGCAUUUGUUGCGGUGGGCUUUUACAACACGAUCUUGUAAAUGUAAACUAAAACGGAGUCUUGUUGAUUAUAAAUCACAAUCAUUGUGAGAUGUGUAUAUAUUAAUAAAUACAAUUCAUACAACAA
Molecule: messenger RNA, 4979 nt
Organism: Ooceraea biroi (clonal raider ant)
Lineage: Eukaryota; Metazoa; Arthropoda; Insecta; Hymenoptera; Formicidae
Gene: Taf3
Product: TBP-associated factor 3
Biological process (GO): positive regulation of transcription by RNA polymerase II
Cellular component (GO): transcription factor TFIID complex
Molecular function (GO): p53 binding; transcription factor binding; protein heterodimerization activity
Source: RefSeq, a predicted model, not a curated record